Molecule: messenger RNA, 1392 nt
Organism: Lobosporangium transversale
Lineage: Eukaryota; Fungi; Mortierellomycota; Mortierellomycetes; Mortierellales; Mortierellaceae
Product: peptidase M18
Exons: 11
Biological process (GO): proteolysis
Cellular component (GO): fungal-type vacuole
Molecular function (GO): aminopeptidase activity; zinc ion binding
Source: RefSeq, a predicted model, not a curated record
CCCAUCGAAGCUCAAGACUUCUUGAAGUUUGUAAACCAGGCGCCAUCACCUUAUCAUGCUGUUGAGCAGGCUGCCCUUCGUCUGCGCAAGGCUGGUUUCCAGGAGAUUAAGGAAAGGGACAGCUGGGACGGUGUCCUCAAGCGCAAUGGCAAAUACUAUUUCACUCGUAACAAAUCGGCUCUCAUUGCUUUUGCUGUCGGAGGCAAAUACAAACCUGGAAAUGGUUUCUCGGCCAUUGGGGCACAUACAGAUUCGCCUUGCCUGAAGCUCAAACCUGUAUCCAAGAAGGAAAAAGUGGGAUAUCUUCAAGUUGGUGUUCAAACCUAUGGAGGCGGUCUCUGGCAUACUUGGUUUGACCGUGACCUGAGCGUCGCAGGAAACGUCGUCGUUGAGACAGAGGACGGAAAAUUGGAGACCCGCUUGGCUCGCAUUGAUAGACCUAUUCUUCGCAUCCCCACGCUGGCUAUCCACUUGGACCGCUCUACAAGCGCCGAUGGCUUCAAGUUUAAUAAUGAAACCCAUUUGACUCCUAUGAUUGCAACUCCUACCAAGCCCUUGAAGCCUGAUACAGAUAUCAACGGUGAUAUUCCAAUCUCUGAGAAGCACCAACCUAUUCUCCUGCACUUGCUUUCCAAGGAGCUCGGUGUUGCCGUUGACAAGAUUAAGGAUUUUGAGCUCUGCUUAUAUGAUACUCAGCCUUCUGCUAUCGGAGGCGCCUACAAUGAAUUUAUCUUCUCUGCCCGUCUUGACAACUUGAUGAUGUCGUUCUGCUCCAUCGAAGCUUUGAUCAAGAGCUUAAAGUCGGACAAAUCAUUGGCCAACGAUCCCAACAUUCGCCUCGUUUCGCUUUUCGAUAACGAGGAAGUUGGAUCCACCUCUGCCUAUGGCGCGGAUUCCAACAUGCUUCCUAGCACCUUUGAGCGCCUGAGUUCGGUUUCUUAUGAUGGUUCUGCGAAUGCCUACUUGGAGGCUCUGCAUAAGAGUUUUCUGAUCAGUGCAGAUAUGGCCCAUGCUGUCCACCCCAACUAUUCUGAGAAGCACGAGGACGGUCAUCGUCCUCAUAUGCACAAAGGAAUUGUCAUUAAGGUCAACGCCAACCAGCGUUACGCCACUACUGCUCCCACAGCUGUUGUCCUGCGCGAGGCCGCUAAGAAGUGUUCUGUCCCACUUCAGGAGUUUGUUGUCCGCAAUGAUGUUCCAUGUGGUUCUACUAUCGGUCCUAUGCUCUCUGCCAAACUCGGUCUCCGCACUAUUGACGUUGGAAAUCCCCAGUUGAGUAUGCACUCUAUUCGCGAAAUUUGUGGUACUGAGGACGUUACUUUGGCCAUCAAGCUGUUUGAGAGCUUCUUCGAGGAGUUCCCAUCAAUCGAUGCUCGUCUGACUGUCGACUAA